Molecule: messenger RNA, 713 nt
Organism: Ceratina calcarata
Lineage: Eukaryota; Metazoa; Arthropoda; Insecta; Hymenoptera; Apidae
Exons: 1
Coding region: 24-347 (107 amino acids)
Source: RefSeq, a predicted model, not a curated record
UAGCCCUUUGGCGAACUCGAAGGAUGCAGCUCCCAGGCGGGAGCACGAGGAUUCCGCCCGCGAGAGCACCGGCCACGUUUCUCGUGACCAUCAACGGGAGUAACAUCGUAUCGACUGCGACGACGAAUAAGUGUAACGAGAACGGCGGACCCGGUACCACGAAGAACGACAGCCUAAGGAAUUUAAGGAAGGACGAGAGCACUGGAAACGAUCCCGAGGACGUGUCGCGUUUCCAGAAGAGAAGCUGCCAUCCCGAGACGACGAAGACGAGCCGCCGAAACCGAGUUACCGAGAAGCACCAGCUGCUGGCGUCCACCCCGAGGCGGAAACACCGGGGCGAGGAAUAGUGAAAAGAAGUCAGAGGAAAUCCGUGGAACGGCGGCCGAAGAAGAAGAGGAAGGGAAGGCGUGACAAAAGGAGAAGAAGGUGAAGAGGAGGAAGAAGCAGGAGUUCGUCGGGAAGGAGAAGGGUGCCGACGUCGUCGUCGUCGGCGACGGCGGCGGAGGAGAAGGCGAAGUGGAGGAGGAAACGGAAGAGAAGGAGAAGGAGCCGCCGAAGACGAAGAAAGUGGAGUGGGGAGAGUGUUAGCGAUCGGAGUGGGGAAGACGAGGUUGACGGAACAAGGAGAAAAAGCGGCCGCGAUAGGGGAAACGACGAGGGUAGAGUAGAGAAGGAGCGCGGUGAGCCACGAGGGGCUAUUCGUGCGAGCAGGG